Molecule: messenger RNA, 1980 nt
Organism: Suillus bovinus
Lineage: Eukaryota; Fungi; Basidiomycota; Agaricomycetes; Boletales; Suillaceae
Exons: 10
Coding region: 1-1980 (659 amino acids)
Source: RefSeq, a predicted model, not a curated record
AUGUCUACACAAUAUUGUGAGCACCAGCAUGCUAAUGAAGAGAUUCGUUGGCUGAAUGUCAAGGUUGGACGAUUACUCACAAAGAUGCAAGAUGAUGCCAUUGAUUAUCCCCGCACCAUCACACAACUUCAGUCCAAUGACCCACCCCUUGCAGCUGAACUCUGGCGUCGCUGGACACAGCUUCGGUCCAUCAAUGCAUGUCACAUUUGGCACAUGCCGCAGAUUAUGCAGCUUCCUGGUUACAGUGGGCCAAAGAGUCCUGGCACUCAUGAUAGAAAGGAUGGAGAUGGAGAUGACACAGAGCUUGGGCAACAGUUGGAAGACGUACAAGCUUACAUUGAGGGACUAGAUCAUCACCGUGUGGACUUAGAACUUGCAGAAUAUAACUCAGACAGUAUGCUAAUAUCAAGUGAGGAUUUACAAUGCAGAUUUGUGGUAUAUAAAUCAGUACUUGAUAGACACAAUAUUAAGUCAUUCUAUUGUUGCAAUCUCCUACAGUUGGUGGCUUUGAAGAGUGCAAGGUUCUAUUUCCUUGCCCUGAAUAUCUUCUGGAUACGACUGUCACUGGAACUCAGCACUCUUAUCUUUGAUAGGUUGACAGGUGGUUCAACAAUUGUCCUGCAUCAUCCUGGUGCUACACCUCCAGCCUUGGACAUCUCUCCUGAGAACCUCAAGGCUGAAAUCUAUAUCAAUCCCAAAGUGCUCUCGGAGCAUUGUGAGCUUCACUCGGUCGUUGCUCAAAUUUCUCAACUCUUCAUUGCUGACUACGUGACACCUUUGGCCCAAGCCUUCACAGAAAAUCGUAUUCACAACAAUUGGAAAGGCAGCAGCCCAGUCUCUCAAACACCUUCAAAAGGCAAGACAACAUCAAAAGGCAAACAAGUUGAAAUUGUGCCUCUUAUUCCCUCACCUGUUUUACCAUCAUUGGCGCAUUUCACUUUUUAUGGAUGUCCUCGAGGCUCUUUAGAAGGUCUCAUGACUUCAAACUCCAAUAUCUUAUCAUAUAUGCCAUCCUAUGACAGCAGAAUUAUGUGGAAGCCAACUCAGAUCCGAUUAUCGCAUACUCAGGAGAGCAAGGGUUAUCAGGUCCGCAAAGAGGGACUGAGUGGGAGGGCUGUCAUAUUAGCACAGGAUCACAGUGCAUGUCAGCCAGUGACCCCUGCCAUUUGCAACCAGUCCUCAAGCAGCCAGGCUGAGAGACGCCACCCUCCGUCAAACAGUGACGAUAAAUGUUACCCUCCUUCAACAAGUGACCAGGCCUGGAGACAUUACCCUCCUACAACUCCUACCAGGAGCAAAAGCACAUCCUUUGAAUUACCCACACCCACGUUGAUCACUGCUAGUAUGCUGGUGCUUGCUCCUUUUGGGAAUGAAACAGAGGUAGUCCUAGAAGAGCUAGGCUACCCAGAUCAUUUUCAUUGGGUCUGCAUAUCAAUCAGCAAAGAUUACCUUCUGAAGCAGUGGUUUUUGAAAUUGCAGGAGGUUGCUGAGAUCUCGGAGGAGCAUGUGGAGGCUAUUGCAAAUGCUAUGUUGACUGAUUCUCAGCCUGUCACCUCAUUCCCUGUCAGAAUUACUGUGAUGGUGCUCCCAGGAACUGCUCGCUCGCACAAUCCUCGCUGGUUAGUUCCUCAAACAUACACCCCAUAUGUCAAAGUAUUGAAAGAAGUAUGUCAGCAACUAACAGAGCGACAACAGGCUAAAUGCCUUGAUGAGGACCAAGAGGUUCAAGCCAUUCUCAAUUACAUUAAUGCAAAGGCCACAGAUUUGGUGUCUAAGUUCAAACAACCUCGAUGCUGCUAUCUUGAGAGGUUAUCACUUGGUUCUGUUGUCCACCACUGCAAAUGCAACAAGACAAGUGCCUGGCAUGCCUAUAUGCACUUCAAAGGCAUCCAGAACAAUGCCACUAUUCUAGACAAAAGCUUCAGUGAGAAGUCAAACAUCGCCAAUCUUGCGAAGAUGCGACAAUGUAUUUCAAGAUAG